Nicotiana tabacum (common tobacco) is the source of this 795-nucleotide messenger RNA. The record is from RefSeq and is a predicted model, not a curated record. Lineage: Eukaryota; Viridiplantae; Streptophyta; Magnoliopsida; Solanales; Solanaceae.
AUGAGGUCUGAUCCAAGCUUCAGAAAAUCCGACGCCCUAUGCAAGUUCCACCAGGAGCGCGGACACAAAAUAGAAGAUUGCAUCGCCCUCAUGCUAGAAGUUGUAAACAUGUUACGGAAUGGACACCCCAAAGAGCUGCUGAGCGACAAGGGGAGAAAUAACUUCGCCAGAGGACGUGAACAUCAAGGCCCGCCGAAUCCGCCAUCACUAGCUCGUACUAUAAGUAUGAUUAUCGGCGACAGCGAUAAUGCCUCCAUCAACGGCGUUAAACUCACUAGCACCCACAAACUCAAACAAUCUAUCAUCCGCGAACAGUAUGACAGACUCGAAGAAAGUAUCAUCUUCGACGAGUCAGAUGCCGACUGUUUGACUUUCCCUCAUAAUGAUGCUCUCGUCAUUACUUUGUGUAAUUUAGAUACUGAUGUCAAACAUAUCAUGGUAGACGAUGGAAGUGGAGCGUGCAUUAUCCAUCCCCGAGUCCUCGCCCAGAUGAGACUCGAGGAUAAGGUAGUGCCACACUGCAUCACACUAAUCGAUUUUAAUAAUGUAGUUGAACGGACAUCGAGAGAAAUUACACUCCCCAUCUUGGCCGACAACAUAACGCUGGAGAUGAUCUUCCACAUCAUAGACCAGGCCACCGCAUACUAUGCCAUAGAAGGACGACCAUUGAUACAUCUCUCCAGCUUAUACCAAGUAAUCAAAUUUCCAACACCUUGGGGGAUAUUCAGCAUACUGGGAGAACAUAGCACAUCCCGAAAAUGUUACUGCAUCGCCUUAGACAGUACGAUAACCUAA